This is a messenger RNA of Phyllostomus discolor (pale spear-nosed bat), 2470 nucleotides long. Its product is annotated as olfactory receptor 7A5-like. The coding region runs from base 236 to 1183 and encodes 315 amino acids. Gene Ontology annotation, biological process: G protein-coupled receptor signaling pathway. The record is from RefSeq and is a predicted model, not a curated record. The transcript is spliced from 2 exons. Gene Ontology annotation, cellular component: membrane. NCBI's taxonomy places the organism in Eukaryota, Metazoa, Chordata, Mammalia, Chiroptera, Phyllostomidae. Gene Ontology annotation, molecular function: olfactory receptor activity; G protein-coupled receptor activity.
CCCCCUCAACCAGGGACCUGGCCCACAACCCAGGCAUUAAUCAAACCCAAGACUCUUUGGAUUGUAUCCUGGCACUCAAUUCACUGAGCCAUAUCAGCCAAUGGCUGAAAUUAAUUUCUUGACCGCAAAUUAUAAACUGUAACAUUAGUGCAAAGUUAGUAAUGCAGGUGUGUAUGAAAAUUACUCCUGUUUUUUUCUCCUUCCUGAAAGUUAGGAAGGAGAAAACCUCCACCUCAUGGAUCUAGGGAACCUUACUAGAGUGUCAGAAUUUCAUCUUCUGGGACUCUCAGAGGAACCAGGACUGCAGCCCCUCCUAUUUGGGCUGUUCCUCUGCAUGUACCUGAUCACUGUGCUAGGGAACAUGCUCAUCAUCCUGGCCGUCAGCUCAGACUCCCACCUGCACACCCCCAUGUACUUCUUCCUCUCCAACCUGUCCUUGGUAGACAUCUGUUUCACCUCCACCACCAUCCCAAAGAUGCUGCUGAACAUCCAGACACAGAGCAAAGCCAUCACCUAUGCAGGCUGCAUCACACAGAUGUAUUUUUUCAUACUGUUUGGAGUGUUGGAUGACUUCCUCCUGACUGUGAUGGCCUAUGACCGCUUUGUGGCCAUCUGCCACCCCCUGCACUACAUGGUCAUCAUGAACCCCAAGCUCUGUGGACUGCUGUUUCUGGUGUCCCUUAUCAUGAGUGCCCUGGAUUCCUUGCUACAGUGCUUGAUGGUGUUGAGGCUAUCCUUCUGCCCAGGCUUGGAAAUCCCCCACUUUUUCUGUGAACUCAGUCAGAUGACCCAACUUGCCUGUUCUGACACCUUUCUUAAUAAUGUUGUGAUUUACUUUGUAACUGUGCUACUGGGUGGUGGUCCCCUGGCUGGGAUCCUUUACUCUUACUCUAAGAUAGUGUCCUCCAUACGAGCAAUCCCAUCAGCUCAGGGGAAGUAUAAAGCAUUUUCCACCUGUGCAUCUCACCUCUCAGUUGUGUCCAUAUUUUAUGGCACAAUCCUAGGAGUGUAUCUCAGCUCUGCUGGUACCCACAGCUCACAGUCAAGUGCAACAGCCUCAGUGAUGUACACUGUGGUAACACCCAUGCUGAACCCCUUCAUCUACAGCCUCAGGAAUAGAGACAUAAAGGGGGCUCUGAAAAGAUUCUUUGGAUGGCAGUUACAAAAGGGACAAUCAUUCUGAGGCCAAAAAAGUAACCUUGCUUUCUUGGCCCCAAGUCUCAAAACUGUAAAUGGUGAUUCUUUCAUCAGAUUUUGGGUUUUAAACUUGCUCCUUUUAUUUCUGUCCUGGAAUUUCCUUUGUUUUUUUCAACUUCUCCAUAUAGUUUAAGCCACCAUUUUAUUAAGCUUUCUACUUUGUCUAUUAUAUAAACAGUUUUUCCUUUUGUCCAUUUUCCAAAAAUCAAAAAGUUUUCUCAAACCCUGAUCAGAUGUAUUCGGAAGUGUUUCUUUACUUCUGUGGCAACAUUGAUGUCUUUAGAAUAAUUUCUUCUCAGAUAACAUAUAGGGCCAGCAGAAGUAAGGCUUGCUUGAGUGUGGUUGGUAGGGUACGUGAAUACCUCACACGAGAUGGACAGCAAUUUCAACAUUUCUCCUAAAGUAUCAUAUGGUGUGUUUGACUAUGAUACUGCUUUGUUACAGAAUUACAUGCUUAUGAUUGUAUAAGAAAAAGGAGGUGUUAGUGGUGCUGGACCAUGUAUAUCAUUGUAAGUAGUUACUUCUUUUUUUAUAGAUAGAAUAGUAGUAAGUGGUAUGACUCGUGGAAAAACUUCACUUGGCUACUAAGUCCUUUAGAUAAUUUCAUUCCAUAAAAAUCUGAAACCUCCAUUUUUACCUUGUGUCCCUCAUUCUCUGUACAUCAGUACCCUAGCGUCUCUUCCUGGGGAUGUAGACUUCAUCAUUAUUCCCUGUAAGUCUCAGCCUGUUGACAGUGAUGCUAUAGGAUAGGAAGGCCUGGGCACUGGCCUUGGGUCCUUCUACUAGUUGCUGAGACCACAGUCAAUGUUGUGGCUGGAUGGGCCCUUAUGGUCCUUAUUGUAAUUCCAAACACCAUCAUGAAAACAUAACAUUUAUUAUACACAAGUCAAACACAUCUGAAAGCCACACAAGAUGGUGUGUGUGUGUGUGUGUGUGUGUGUGUGUGUUUGCAUGUGCAUGUAUCUCUCUGUGUGUGAAAGAGGUAGAGAGAGAGACAAAGAGAGAGAGAAUGGACUUGGACUGAAGUGUUCUGCCUGUAACGGGGUUCAAGAGCAGGGUGGUUAGGGUUUUCAGAUUCUCUUUUUAUUGGCAAAUUCAAAACAUAAGAGUGGGAAUUAGAGUUAGGAAAUAAAAGCCAGCAGCAUCCAUGUGGUCAGUUAUUUAGGUUACUCAGAUUUUUCUAAAAGGGGAAGUUUAUCACAUGUUAAUUCUUGUAUAAAAAUUACAAAAGUUCUGUGUAUAUUCCUGGGUGUAAUUCCAAAUGAACUUUGUC